CUGAAUCCCAGUUAACGAUGAAGUGUGCAUAAGGCUUCUUUCUUUCGUUCUGUUGAGUGUGAACGUAUAUACCAAUGCUGGGUCCAGAUAUAAUGCCGAGUGUGAAUGAUGUUCUCUGUAUACUCAUCAUCCCCCUACUGGACUACCUCAUCUACCCCCACAUCGAGAGCUCCAUGAGAGUUAAACUCCGCCCAAUACACAAGCUAGUUGCCGGGAUGCUGUUUGCUGCAUUCAGCUUCCUAAUGUCAGGCCUUCUCCAGCUGUAUAUCCACUUGCCUCCUGGUCGAGAGCACUGCCACGGUGACGUGAGCCUCGCCUGGCAGCUACCCCAAUUAGUGCUCAUCUCUUUUGCCGAGAUCCUAGUGAGUGUGACUGGACUGGAGUUGGCAUACUCACAGGCCCCACCUGACCUAAGGAAUCUGGUGACAGCUCUGUGGUACAUAGCCCAGGCCAUGGGUGUGCUCCUCAACGCGGCGGUGGUCCAGAUCCCAAUCUCACUAGUGUACCAGUUCUUCCUCUACUUCGUCCUCAUGCUGCUUGUCACAGGUCUCUUCAUGGCCAUCAACUGUAGAACUAACUGCCAUAGAGGAGGAGGAGGAGGCCAUCUUCUAGCACUAACCACCACAGACAAGACUGUACACCCAUCAAAAACAAUACUGAAUGUCAAUAAUUGUGACUACCACAUAUAUAGGCAAAUCAUUUUCUUUCAGGUUGAACACAUGUACAUGAUUUUAACUUGUUCGACAUCAUCAGAUAUUGUGCAAAUCGUUGCAUAACUUUGCAUCAAGUACGAACUUGACAUAAAUAACAUUUCCUAAGGUGCAUAAUAUACACAUGUCGACAGCUAUACAAUAUGACAGUGCCAAGACUAAGGAGAGAGUUUGCCUAUGGUUUCCAGUUGACUGAGUUCAGAGUUCAUCUGAGAGACACGCCCUCCAGCAGCUGCUGCAUGCGAGGUGUGGCCGAGAGGUUGCCACGGGCGACAAACGUCGACCGAGUUGCAAACACACUCUUGGCAAAUUGAACGAUGGCAUCUUUAGUAAUGGCAUCGACUUUCUGGUUGGUUGUGGUUAGAGGAGUGUAGUCUCCAUUCUGGGUCAACUGAGGGAGGGAGUAAAGUAAGGUAUCAACUACUGUUUUUUUAAGGAGUAGCAAAUCUCAAGGGAACAUCUUAACAGAUAGCCCUCAAACCGUUAAGCUACAAAAUCUUCCCCUCAAACUGAAGUUCUAGAAUGAUAUUAACGUAGAGAGAAUUUAAAAACCUGAGCUGCGAUGCUGUCAGAGAGAGAGGUGGACUGUUCGACUCCCAUCAGAUACCUGGCCUUCAGCUGGUUCCUGGUAGCAGCAGCAGCAGUAAAUCAGAGAACAGAGAAUGCAAGAGAGAGAAAUCAUUGCGUGGCAGACAUUUUGUACAUGUGAAUGCAGAACAAGUAGAAAUUCAACCGUCAUACACUUGUUAAGCUUCAACAUUCAAACUUUAUGUGUAGUGUGAAAAAGGGUUUGCGUUAAAUUUUACUUGAUGUGUUCACAUGUUACACACAGAGAAGACUGGGGAGUGACUGACUUGGCUCGUGUGAGGUCUGCAUCAGACACGUCGCCUUUUGCCACACUGCUGAACUCCUGCAUCACAGCUUGGAGCAACUGCAGGUACAGCAAUGUAUAACCAAUCACCAACAGCUUUAUAAUGGGUAGGGUUUGGAGUAUAAGCAUGGAGACUGUGU
Messenger RNA from Geodia barretti, 1721 nucleotides. NCBI's taxonomy places the organism in Eukaryota, Metazoa, Porifera, Demospongiae, Tetractinellida, Geodiidae. The record is from the annotation of a GenBank genome assembly.